Messenger RNA from Cladocopium goreaui, 907 nucleotides. The record is from the annotation of a GenBank genome assembly. Lineage: Eukaryota; Dinophyceae; Suessiales; Symbiodiniaceae.
AUCCCAUCCACAGCAGACCGCGAAUCAUGGCGUCCGCGCAAUCGAGCGUGGAAAUCAACACCGAAAUCAACACCACUGGCUCCAGCGAAGAGCGUGACAGGCAGGUCAACGCUGCAAUGCUGAUGUCCUGCUUCUCGGACGAGACGCCACCUUCGACCGUGCCAGUGACUACCGGAGUGGGUGGCACCAUGGAGGAACGGGUCGCAGCUUACAAGGAGCGCAAAGAAAAAAUGAAGCAGCAACGCAAGGACAAGGCCGCACGACAAGCGAAAGAGAAGGAAUGGUUUGACCUAGAGAUGGAGAAACCAUACACAGAACAGCAAGCUAUUGAAGAGAUGCUCCAACACACCAUUCCACAGGACUGGACGUCGCUUCGAGGAAGCCGAGACUUUCAGGAUCAGCCGCCCAAUCAUCUCUAUGCAUCGAAUGCUUCCGAAGCAUCCUCUGGAUCAUUGUCAUCGACAUCCUCCGUGUCAUCCAAUGCCCAGGUGGUGCAUGAGCAGGUGGCGUGGAGGGUCAACGCCCGAAGGUCUGGAAGUCCCAGCCCCGAAGAUCCACACGCAACACGUGGUGAACGUCGGGCUUGGACCGCCAAGGGCGCCGAAACCCGGCCUGCCCCUGGGAAUGCAGGGUACGCACAUGGCGACCCCGGCAAGCGGAAACAAGUGACCAGAAUCCGCGUAGAACUGUAGAACUGUGAGUCUUCUGCGCAACUCAGUAGCCUCACUCGCAAUAGCUUGGUAGGCAAAGCCGCGGGCCGCCCUUGACGUGCCACUCUCAAAAUAUUGAGAAAACCUCCAUCAUCCACUGGUCAUCCACACAUCUUUUCCAGCCGAUGAUGAUCUCAGCUGCCAUGGCUGUGAUGCCGAUGGCAAGGAUGGAGACACAUGAGCCACGCUGCUGAAAC